Exophiala aquamarina CBS 119918 is the source of this 657-nucleotide messenger RNA. RefSeq lists its product as uncharacterized. The coding region runs from base 1 to 657 and encodes 218 amino acids. NCBI's taxonomy places the organism in Eukaryota, Fungi, Ascomycota, Eurotiomycetes, Chaetothyriales, Herpotrichiellaceae. The record is from RefSeq and is a predicted model, not a curated record. The transcript has 2 exons.
AUGCACAUCGACGGUCAGACUUCGUCGCCCGCUCUUGUCUUGCUGAACUUUAUCAGCCGGAACAACAAGCAUAUUCCGUCCUCCAUCAUACUUUUGGAGCACGCCCAUCACAUAGCGCUUGGCCCACCUCUCGCUCUGACACAAAAACCAAUCAUCCUGGCCCGACGUACCAAUGCCAACAAACAGGUCAACCCUCAGAUGUUUCACCGAAGUCCAAUCUUGCUCCUGCAGACUCAUGAAGAAGUUGUCCAGACACAAGUUGUUGCAGAGGGCAAAGGUUCUUCUUUUCUCGCCCUGUCGGACAAGAGGAGCCACCUCGCUGAAUAUCUGACGGCUCACUCUAAGGAUGCGAUUGUCGCAGAAUCGAUAUACGGAAAUGUUCUGGCAGCAGUUACCAAGUCUGUAGGCCGACAGGUUGUUGAGACGAUGCAUGAAGCGCUGAAAUACGAGGAAUCCCACCUCGGUCUUUCUGUGCUUUUUCGGAACGUGCCAUGGGUGAGAUCAGCAGUGGCUACUCAUCGGUCUACUCCUUAUGGCCGCCUGAUUGGCAUUGCCUCCCACAAUCAACCGACGAUGAGCUCAGCGUUCGUGAGUCAACUGCGAGAACUGCUCACAAGUUACAACCAACGAAAUACUGAGCCUACUACAUACUCGUGA